Apis cerana (Asiatic honeybee) is the source of this 3842-nucleotide messenger RNA. RefSeq names its product Acyl-CoA binding protein 1 (gene Acbp1). NCBI's taxonomy places the organism in Eukaryota, Metazoa, Arthropoda, Insecta, Hymenoptera, Apidae. Gene Ontology annotation, biological process: fatty acid metabolic process. The record is from RefSeq and is a predicted model, not a curated record. Gene Ontology annotation, molecular function: fatty-acyl-CoA binding.
UUUAAAUUACAAUUUUUAAUUCAAGUAGAAUGACAUUAAAAUUAAAAAUGGAUUUUUCGAUUUUCUUUUACAAAGACAAAUUGCGCAAUAACAAUUUAUCGAAAAUCAGAUUUUCAUAAUUUUAAUAUUAAUAAUAUCAAUAAUUUUAAUAAUAAUAUUAUCAAUAUUAUUUUACUAUAAUAAUUUGUUAUAUAUAUAUAUAUAUAUAUAAUCUACACGUAUACAUAAUAUAUAUGUGUAUAUAUUGUGUAUAUAUAUUUUUUAUUAAUCAAGAUUUCUCGAACAUUAUCGAUAAUCAUAAGUUAUGACUAUGAUUAUACCAAAUGGAAUAUUGAAGUGGGGGAAACUUAAACGAAUCUUCCCAGCCAAUGUUCUGCAGUUCUGAACCAGUGCUUCACAGUACUUACAUAGAGGUUACUUAACUUAGAGUAUCAAAGUUUCAAUAUUUUUUGUUAUUAAAACAAUGACUCUAGACGAAAAAUUUAAGAAAGCUGCAGAGGAGGUGAAGGAAUUAAGUGCUCCAGCGUCAGAUGCUGAUUUGCUUGAACUAUAUUCAUUGUACAAGCAAGCUACUAUUGGAGAUUGUAAUACAUCUAAACCAGGCAUGCUGGAUUUCAAAGGCAAAGCAAAAUGGGAUGCUUGGGAUAAGAGGAAGGGUAUGAGUCAAGAUGCUGCUAAAGAGCAGUACAUUCAUAAGGUGGAAGAACUGAUAUCCAUCAUUGGAAAGAAGUAAUUUGCAAUGUUGAAAAUUUAUAUAGAAAUUUUUAUCUAAUUUUAUCUUUUUUAUAUUCUUAUAAAUGUGCAAUUUAUUAUAUUUUAUAUCAGGGUAUAAUAGUUGCAAAAAUGUUUAAAUACUUUUUGAAAUAAUUGUUUUGAUAUUAUAUAAAUAAUUUAAAGAUCUAUAUAUUGUAUAGACAAGAAUUAUUAUAAAUACAAUAAUAUUAAAAAGGAAUUGAUAUAUCGAAUUGACGAAUUAAUUUUCUCGUGGUAGCUGAAUUUAUUUUGCUAUCACUGAUUAACUAUAUACAACGUCGAUGUUGUUAACUUGGAACAAGUUAACAUAUACAGUAUAUGCAUUAUAAUGUACUUAAUACAUAUACACGAUUUUUAAUACCACAUCGAAGCGUAUAAUGAUGAAAAUAUUAAAAAAGAAAUGUAAUUUUCUCUUCAUUUAAACUUUUACAUUGUUCACCUACUGUUUUUAUAUAAAUUAUAUUCUAAAUUUUGUUAUACGAAUAUUGUAAAUUUAAAAGUUGAGGAAAGAAGAAGAAAUAAAGUAACAAUUAUUUUGAUACAAUAUGACAUUUUAAAUUAACGUUGAACUUCCAUAUAAUUGUUAUUCUAAACAUAAAAAAAUCAGACAAAAUAUAAUGUUGAAUAUCGAUAAAGUGUAAUGAAAUAUAUUAACAUACAUUAAUGAUGUUUUUUUUUCUCCACGUUUAACAUUUUUUUGCUUAUUAUUAUAUACACAUACACAAGAAACUAACUAAGAAAAGCAAAUAGGAUUACGACAUUUAAAUUGCUUACGAAGGAACAUUUCCGCAACACAAAAACUUAGCCCUGUUUAUGCGUCAAUUUUGUUUACAGAUCCAAUUAUAAAGAAAAUGGAGCACAUUUCUUCCAUAGUGAAUGCUUUACUGCAUUUCAAAAAUAAAAAAAGGAAAAAAUCUAAUAUAGCAAAAACUGUCGUAAUACAAUUUUAUCUUUUAAGAGCACUUGUUAGCAAAUCGAUCUUGAUAUUUAAAACGAAUACGCAUGAUGGAAUUCAUUCAUAUGUGUAUGUGUGUGUCCUAUUCGCAUAAAAAUGAAAUAUGUGUAUGUAUAAUAUGUUAAAUUCGUUCAAACUCAGUCGAUGUGUAUAUAUGUGUUCGAAAUUACGACGCGACUUACUUACAAAUAAAAAUCUAGCAAUUAUAACUUACGAUAUAAUGAAUUAAUCCUCUAAGAAAUCUAGAAUAAGCGAAACUUACCGUAUUAAAAGUAAAACGCCAGAUUUUGAACGGAAACGACGCGCUAUCUAUAAAACGCAACAGAAUGUUCUGUAGUAACAACUUUUAUCUGUUUUUUUUUUCACAGAAAGCAGGGCCUCUUCUCUUUCUUUCACUCACUCACACUCACACACACAUACACACACACACACUCUCCCUCUCUUUCUCUCUCUUUCUCUCUCUUUUUCUCUCAAUAGCAAACAAGAAUUAAUUAAACACACCACUUUCGAUGCAAAAUCUUACAAUGAAUUUUGCAGCGAAUUUUUUAUUGAUCAAAUCGAACAUGUGUAGCUAGUCGAAGCUAAGCCACUAAAAGUUUUUCUUUUUUUUUUUUUUUUUUUUUUUUUAAUUCCGAUUAUUGAAACAAUAGCAAAAACGAUGUUGCGGAAAAAGACAUAAUUUACAACAUCAGUUUCGUAAAUGAUACACGUACGUAUGUAAUAUAUGUAUAUGUGUUUACGUUUGAUUCGAAAAAAAAAAACAAAGAGACCAAAAAAUUAAAAAAAUAAGGAAACGAAUGAGAGAAGGUUGUAAGAGUGUUGCCUCUAUUUUCUCUUACUCUUAUCGUGCUUCUUAGUGAGAACUGGAUGAUGGUGCGUCUUUAUUCUGCUAGCCUUCUGAUGGUCACCAUGGACUGUUCUCGAGUUCUGGCCAGCCAUCGAGAUAUCGCUGGCACUGUCGGUCAGCUGGCGACUUGUCGAUGACUCGUCAAACCUGGUAAAACAGAGAAGGUGACGGGAACAAAAGCUCAAGUAGCAUUUCGUUGCGGCUGUUUUGCUUAAAAUGUUAUUAUGUUUAUCCAAAUUAAGCAAUUUUUCUGCUUUCAUUAUGUUUUAAACGGGCUCGAUCGCUCGAGCUUAGAGAUCCAAUCACUGUCAUCGAAUUCCGUCGAGUAAUCGUUGUUUCUGAAAAUCUCGUUGCUCUGUUUUUUUUUUUAAAUGAUAAAUAUUUGUACAUAUACUUGUACAUAUAUUUUGUUGUUCUCUUGUUAUACAAUAUGCGGAAAAGUGCGUCGACCAGCGGCACUACUACAUCAUUUAAACAGCACUUUAACAAAAUAUUUUAACGAAAAAUGAAGAAGUCAGUUGAUGAAGAGAUGAUCUAAAUAAGAUAGAAGAACAUUUUAUGUUGUUAUUAAAUAGCCGCGGUGACUUGUCGAAAAAAUCAAUUAUGCUCUUUUUUCUUUCUAUUUUUAUGUUCAUUAUCGUUCAGGUAGUUAGGUAGCAGGAACACAACAUCUUAGUAGAGCGCAGAAAUAUUACUCGCAAACGUGACGCGACGACAGGAAUUUCUCAAUUGCCGAGCGGAGAUCGAGCGAGCGUUCUUGAGAAGAGAACUGAUUUAACUGUACGUUAUUGAUUGUGGCACGCCGUUCACCGUCUUUGAUUUCAGCACAUCAUUUUCGUAUGACAUUAUUGUUUCCUUUCCAUUUUCAUAAACUCUGUAACAAUUGUACAUACAAAACAUUAUUAUUUCUAUUUCAAAUGAUAUAAUUACACUCUAUUACAAUUUUUUGUAAUAUUUUAUAAAAUCAUAUAAUAUAUUUAAUUUUUAUAAUAAUAUUUUUUAAGUUCUUAACGAUCAAUCUUACUUUUUGGUAGUGAUCUUUUUGCCAUUGAUGAAACGAGUUGAAGUACUUGUUCGUUUUACAGCACCACCACCACUGGUUCCACCGAAACUUGUGAAUGCAUUGAACGAAGUAAAGUUUCCUGAUGUACCUUCAAAAAAUUCGUUGAGCGGUGAAAAACCGAAAUGAGAAACUCCUAAUGGACCAAAGAAGGAUGUGCUUAUGCUGUUACUGCUAGGAUGACUAUGCCUUUGUGAUCCAAGACGCACACCAACUCCAGCAAGGUC